Messenger RNA from Serpula lacrymans var. lacrymans S7.9, 1689 nucleotides. RefSeq lists its product as uncharacterized. Bases 1 to 1689 code for a protein of 562 amino acids. NCBI's taxonomy places the organism in Eukaryota, Fungi, Basidiomycota, Agaricomycetes, Boletales, Serpulaceae. The transcript is spliced from 16 exons. The record is from RefSeq and is a predicted model, not a curated record. Gene Ontology annotation, molecular function: 3'-5' DNA helicase activity; four-way junction helicase activity; nucleic acid binding. Gene Ontology annotation, biological process: double-strand break repair via homologous recombination. Gene Ontology annotation, cellular component: cytoplasm; chromosome.
AUGAAGAAGGUCUUUCAUAUUGACAACUUUCGUCUUUGCCAGCAAGGUGUAUGCAAUGCAAAUCUAGACGGACGUGAUGUUGUUUGUGUCAUGCCAACAGGUGGCGGAAAAUCACUGACAUAUCAACUUCCUGCCAUUCUAACUCCUGGGUGUACUUUGGUCGUCUCUCCGCUUAUAUCUCUCAUGACCGAUCAAAUUCUCCAUCUAAGGGAGGCCGGAAUCGAGGCUGUUAUGUUAACAUCUGGCACUUCAAAGGGGGAAUUGUCCUCAAUUUUAUCUCGUCUGACUGCCAUGGCAUCUUCAAGGUCGCAUUCAAUGGAUGAUUUUGCUAAGGAUAUAAAGUUAUGCUAUGUCACUCCUGAAAAAAUAGCCAAGAGUAAGACCUUCAUGUCUUUAUUACAGAAGCUUGUAGAUGGGGCCAAGCUUGCACGCAUAGUAAUCGACGAAGCUCAUUGUGUCUCCAGCCUUGGCCAUGAUUUCAGGCCAGAUUACAAGGAACUGAGGAAGCUUCGGCAAUAUUUUCCAGAUGUACCUAUCCUUGCGCUCAGCGCUACGUGCCCUCCUAAAGUACUCAACGACAUACUGAAAAUUCUUCAAAUGAAGCAUACAGUAGAUGGUAAAGCUGCCACACGCCAAGGCACAGUCUAUUUUUCUGCCCCACUGUAUCGUAAAAAUCUACACUAUGCCGUGCUGCCAAAACCGUCGUCCACAACUCAGGUCAUCGAGGCAAUGGUAGAGUACAUACUGGAGAAACAUCGAGAUGAGAGCGGUAUAGUGUACUGUUCCACAAAAAAGGAUACUGAGUCGGUCGCAGAAAACUUGCACCAAAUAAGCGGAGGUGUCAUUAAAGCCGGUGUCUAUCACUCAGAGGUACCUGAUGGUAAAAAAGAACAGUUACACCGGCAAUGGAGACAAGGUGAUGUUCAAGUGGUGUGCGCCACAAUUGCAUUUGGCCUGGGCAUUGACAAAGGCAACGUUCGCUUUGUUCUCCAUCAUACGAUGUCGAAAUCCCUUGAUGGAUUUUACCAGGAAUCUGGUCGUGCCGGCCGGGACGGUAAAGCCUCAGAUUGCAUCCUUUAUUACCGUCCACAGGAUGCUACUAAGCAAUCAUCUAUCACCUCCAAAGAUGCAGAAAGCCAGGCGAAACUUUACGACGUCUUACGCUUCGUUCAAGAUCUUCAGGAGUGCCGCAAGAUUCUAUUUGCAAGGUACUUCUCCGCCUCCGCCGACCUUUCCAUGGCCUCAUGGACCACGGAAGAAUCAGACGCUUUUGAACGCUGCGGACAUUGUGAUAACUGCUUACGUCCCCCAGAAACCGUUGUUCAUAAGAAUGUAACGUUUGAGGCGUGGCAGCUUCUCAAGAUCGUGGAGGCGGUCGGGCGACAGGGUAAACGUCUCACUAUGAGUGGCCUGGGAGAUCUUUCCCGGGGACUAGGUGGUGGUACCUUUGAGACCGGCGGAAGAAGGCAAAAGGCAAAGGAGAGAUUCACGUUGGAUUAUAAUGAAAUUUCGGGCGGGAAAGUGGGACUUUCGAAGGAUGACACGGAGGCACUCAUUGUACAGUUGUUGACAACUCACUAUAUGAAAGAAGAACUCGUACCGACAUCAUAUAACAUCAAUGUUUACAUCGUCCCAGGAGUCCAAGCUUUCCGACUCAGUCGUUUUUCUCAGGCUGAUAUUGAAGCGUAA